ACUUUAUACACAGUAUUUGGGUUUCCAGCCAACUGUCGUGUAUUGACGGGGGUUCGGUUGAACCGGUUUACUUUGACACAUUCUGGCGGCUCUCUGUACAGUGUAGAGCCAUGUCUCCAUCAGUAGCCCUGCAGGAGAUGAUCCGGGCCAUCAGGUCAGCGAGGACGCAGUGUGAGGAGCGGGGUGUCAUCCAGAGGGAGUGUGCAGCCAUCCGGGCACAGUUCAGACAAGCCGACAAUGGGGGGCGGUCGCACAACCUGGCCAAGCUGCUCUACGUGCACAUGUUGGGCUACCCGGCUCACUUUGGUCAGAUGGAGUGUGUUCGGAUGAUAGCCAGCCCUCGCUACAGCGAGAAGCGUGUGGGAUACCUCGGAGCCAUGAUGCUGCUGGAUGAGAAGCAGGAUGCCAGUUUGCUCAUCACCAACUCUAUCAAGAAUGACCUUUCUCACAGCAACCAGUAUGUCCAGUCUCUGGCUCUGUGCACGCUGGCCUGUAUGGGCUCAGCCGAGAUGUGCAGAGAUCUGGCACCAGAGAUCGACAGGCUGCUCCGACACUCCAACUCCUACAUAAAGAAGAAGGCUGCUCUGUGUGCUGUUCACAUUGUGAGAAAGGUCCAUGAACUGGGGGAGCUUUUCGCGCCCGCCGCUCGUUCCCUCCUCUCUGAGAAAAACCACGGUGUGUUGCAUGGUGCCGUGGUGCUCAUCAUUGAGCUGUGUGAGCGGAAUCCAGAAACACUGGAGCGGUUCAGAAAGACAGUGCCAGAUCUGGUUCAGAUCAUGAAAGGUCUGGUCCUUUCGGGUUAUUCUCCAGAACACGACGUGGCAGGAAUCAGUGAUCCCUUCCUGCAGGUGCGCAUCUUGAGGCUGCUGAGAAUCCUCGGCCGCAACAACGAAGGAGCCAGUGACGCCAUGAACGACCUACUGGCUCAGGUGGCGACCAACACUGACAGCACUAAGACUGUGGGCAACGCUGUGCUGUAUGAGACUGUUCUCACCGUGCUGGACAUCAAGUCAGAGAGUGGCCUCAGGGUUCUGGCAGUGAACAUCCUGGGAAGAUUUCUCCUGAAUAACGACAGGAACAUUCGGUACAUUGCCAUGACGUCUCUUCAAAAGAUCGUUGGGACGGACCACAAUGCAGUGCAGCGCCACCGGGGAACCAUAGUGGACUGCCUGAAGGACCAGGAUGCAUCUGUCAAGCGCCGCGCGUUGGAGCUCUCCCUGGCGCUGGUGUCGGCCUCCAACAUCCGCUCCAUGAUGAAGGAGCUGCUCCUCUUCCUCUCCUCCUGCCCCCCUGAGCUCAGGGCGCACGCUGCCAGCGGCAUCUUCAACGCCGCAGAGAGGUAUGCUCCCUCCCAGCGCUGGCACAUUGACACCAUGCUGCAUGUCCUCACCACGGCAGGGGGCGACGUGAGAGACGAGACGGUGCCCAACUUGAUCCAGCUCAUCACCAUCGCCUCAGAGCUGCACUGUUACACCGUCCACAAGCUCUACCGCGCUCUGCUCACCGACAUCUCUCAGCAAUCGCUGGUGCAGGUGGCGUGCUGGUGUAUAGGAGAGUAUGGAGACCUGCUGCUCAGAGGAGAUUGUCAGGAGACUGAGCCUGUUCAGGUCACCGAGGACGACGCCCUGGACGCCUUGGAAACGGUUCUGCAGUCGCACAUGUCGUCGCCGGCGACCAGAGGCUUUGCUCUCACCGCCACCAUGAAACUGAGCACACGCAUCACUGAUAAUGUGGAUCGCAUCAGAAGCAUCGUCAGCAUCUAUGGCAGCUGUAUAGAUGUGGAGCUCCAGCAGAGGGCAGUUGAAUAUAAUGCUCUGUUCAAAAAAUAUGACCACAUGAGGGCAGCAGUGCUGGAGAGGAUGCCUGUGAUCGAGAGGAACUCCCCGGGUCAUACCAACGGAGAGUCAACAGGGGAGGCCAUCAAGGAAAUCCCGACAGCCAAAAUCAAGCAGGGAGAGCCGCUGUUGCCACAGCAACCUGCUAACCAGGUGUGUGAUCUCUUGGACCUGCUGGGAGGCUCUGAGGAGACUCUGCAGCCCAGCCCAGCAGUCGGCGGUUCAGCGCCUGGCCUGUCCGUCAACGCAGCCGGCACUGCUGGAGGAGACCUCCUGGAUCUGCUGGGAGGGUUAGAGCCUGCACUGCUCGCACCAGUUCCUACAGUGCCGGUAUAUGACAAAGGCGGCCUCACUUUGACACUAAGCUGUGAGAAACAGUCAGACACGGGCCUGACAGUCACACUAACAGCCUCCAACUCCACCGACUCAGACAUCAGCAGCUUCACCCUGCAGGCUGCAGUGCCCAAGAGUGUCCAGUUACACAUGAAGGCUCCCAGUGGGGACUCUCUUCCUGCACGAGGCACAGCUAAGGUGACCCAGAUGGUGGUCCUCAACAACCCAAACAAGGUGAACCUGAAGAUGAGGGUCCGCAUAUCUUACACCCGCCAAGGAUCGGCCUUUCAGGACACAGUCCAGAUCGACUCCUUCCCUGGACUCGACGCUGCCGGCCACUGACAGCGAACAUUCACUCCAACGGGACUAUGACAACAGUCUGUGGAUGAGUCAGCAGGCCUCGCCCCUCACUGACGGAAGUAUUUUUUUGUAUUGUUUUUCUUCGGUCGCACCCUCUACACUACCGUCCAAGCUGCUGUUUCUGAAACUCCUGAUGUUGUUUGUGUUUCUACGACUGAAGAACACAGUUCUUUCACAUGAACUCACAUAUUUCGCCCCUCAUCUGGAAU
Anoplopoma fimbria (sablefish) is the source of this 2737-nucleotide messenger RNA. RefSeq names its product adaptor related protein complex 1 subunit gamma 2 (gene ap1g2). Gene Ontology annotation, cellular component: AP-1 adaptor complex; membrane coat; Golgi apparatus. The transcript has 22 exons. Gene Ontology annotation, molecular function: clathrin-cargo adaptor activity. Lineage: Eukaryota; Metazoa; Chordata; Actinopteri; Perciformes; Anoplopomatidae. Bases 111 to 2510 code for a protein of 799 amino acids. The record is from RefSeq and is a predicted model, not a curated record. Gene Ontology annotation, biological process: receptor-mediated endocytosis; Golgi to vacuole transport; intracellular protein transport.